Molecule: messenger RNA, 1668 nt
Organism: Peromyscus maniculatus bairdii (prairie deer mouse)
Lineage: Eukaryota; Metazoa; Chordata; Mammalia; Rodentia; Cricetidae
Product: alpha-1,3-mannosyl-glycoprotein 4-beta-N-acetylglucosaminyltransferase-like protein MGAT4E
Biological process (GO): protein N-linked glycosylation
Molecular function (GO): acetylglucosaminyltransferase activity
Source: RefSeq, a predicted model, not a curated record
GACCUGAGACCACUGUCGCUAACUCCUCUAGUCCUUGUCCUGCCCUCGCCAGAAGACUGUUGACCUGAGAGGGCUGGGCAAGGACGGAGUUUCCUGCUGCAUAACAACACCACAGAAGGACAGAAAGGAGUGAGCUAUGUCUAUUGUGGUGAAGUCUUUUAACUGUAGUUGUUUAGCCUUUUCAUUGAGUGUACUUGUCCAUGCAUUUAUGGUCUAGAGAAGCCAGGGUCGUCUGGGUCUCUUACAUAGAAGUUCAUAAGGAACCAUAGCCCAGUGCAGACACAAUGCGGUGUUCCACCAGGCGGGGCUUCAAAAUCUCUGUGGCCAUGGUGUUCCUGUGGGUCUUCAUCACCCUGAGAAUACCUGAGGAAAUGGAAGAUAUCCAAAAGGUGAUCAGACUUGGCAGUAAGAAGAACCCCAAAUCCUUAGAAGACUGGCAGGCCAUUACCUACAAAUAUUUGGAAAAAAUCCACCAGAGAAAAAAGACAUGGCUGACAGUGGGGAUCACCUCGGUGCCACGACAGGGCCAAGGUGGCCUCUUGGAUACAUUGGCCUCCCUGUACCAUGCCUCCUCUGCAGCUGAGCAGAAACGGAUGACCGUGCUGGUUCACCUGGCAGAUUCUGAUUCCACCUGGCUCAGGAAAACUGUUCUCCAUAUCUCCAGCCUCUACAGCUCCCAGAUCUUGACAGGGCAAUUGCUGCUGAUCCAUGCCCCAUCCGAUGCCUACCCCACUGUGAACAGCACCCAGGAUGGGCUCUCUCAGGCGCAGGUGUACUCCAAGCAGAACAUAGCUCAUGCCUUCCUCAUGAGCUUUGCCCCGAAGCUCUCCACUUACUUCCUGUUGAUAGAGGACGAUGUCUUCUGUGCCCCUAACUUUGUCAGCCACAUUCACUCAAAGGUGAGCAACAGGAAGCCCCACACCUGGGUGCUCCUGGAGUUCUCUAAUAUGGGCUUCCUUGGCAAACUUUUCCACAGCAGGGACCUUCCACUCCUGGCCCACUUCCUCCUCCUCUUCCACAAGGAGCGACCGCUGGACUGGCUGAUCCUUCACUUCCGUACCCUGCUGGCCCAGCAAAACCCAAUCCUCUGCAGACCUUUCCUCUUCUACCACAGGCUAGCUCACUUCACGUUUGAGAACAAGACCUUGAUAGCCCAGGAAAAAGGUCCUCAUGGGCCUGAUGUCCUCCCUGGCAGUGUUUUCACGGACAUGAGAUUCACUGGGGUUGACUCCCCGCAGGAGGCCUACACUCUGGAUGAGUCCUUCUUUUGGACCUACAAUGUCAGUACAGGGAACUAUGUGACAGUCAUUUUGAGCCGUCCAGCAAACCUGAACAGAGUGCAGGUAAGAACAGGCUCCAUCGUGGAUGGAAAGUACACCCUAGAAAAGGGUCAAGUGGAGCUAGGCUACCAGCCUGAAGGAACGCCCCCAAACUGUACCAGCUUUGCCCUGCUGGGCCGUCUUGUGCAAGGGCAGAUGGAUCGGAUCAUUCCGAAAAGCGCCGGGCACCAAGUGAGCUGCGUGAAGCUGGCCGCGACCGCUAAUCAGGCCAGUGGUCUCAUGAUCAGGCAUAUCUACCUCUGGAGGGCAGGGGAUGCCGAAGACAGAAAGGCUGAUCAGAACUGAUGGUGUAUCAGAUUAUGAACAAUUAAAAGCUUGACGCCAUUUC